Messenger RNA from Sitodiplosis mosellana (orange wheat blossom midge), 3733 nucleotides. RefSeq lists its product as uncharacterized. Gene Ontology annotation, molecular function: zinc ion binding; DNA-binding transcription factor activity, RNA polymerase II-specific; RNA polymerase II transcription regulatory region sequence-specific DNA binding. The record is from RefSeq and is a predicted model, not a curated record. Gene Ontology annotation, biological process: regulation of transcription by RNA polymerase II. The transcript has 4 exons. NCBI's taxonomy places the organism in Eukaryota, Metazoa, Arthropoda, Insecta, Diptera, Cecidomyiidae. Gene Ontology annotation, cellular component: nucleus. The coding region runs from base 392 to 3427 and encodes 1011 amino acids.
CGACUGUUGUUCGAUUUGUGUGCACUCCUUACACACAACGAACAAGUUCGUUGAUGUGUGUAUCUGUCAAAAUUGCCUGUUGUGCUAGUGUAUUGUUAGCGUUACCGCGCACUUAACAUAAGAUUCCUUCAUUUUCUUGACUGUCUGUCAAAUGUAAUUGACGAAAUUUUGGUUUAAUACAAAGGGAUACACACAUUCAACUAACGAUACACAUUCAAAAUAAAGCGACAGACCAAAAUGUUUCGCAUUUUAAAAUCGCAUUAAAAAGCGACUCUUUUCCCCUUACGCACAAAUCAUUUUUAGUUUCUUUUGACCAUUUUUCAGUUUCAUUUUUGGAUAAGUGUUGUUGUGUUUUUUUGUUUAAAAUUUUGUAUUCGGAUCGAAUUGCAAAAUGACCGAGAGUCGGAUAAAUCAAAGUUUAUGUCGACUGUGUGGCUGCAAAAACGAGAACGGACGGUCACUGAACGAUGAAAACAGUGCCGAAUUACUAUCAAAAGUACAAGAAACCUUUUCAUUGUUGAUUGGUGGUAAUGAUCCGUUGCCAAAUCGAAUUUGUAUUCAGUGCGAACAAGAUGUCAAUGUGUUUUACAUAAAAAUCAAGAGAUUCCAAACGUUGGACAAAAAAUGGCGCGACGAAAUUCAGCAAACAAAUUCAUCGCAUCCAUAUUUACAAAUCGAAGAACAUUACAGUGGCGAAAUUGACAAAAUACGCAAAAAAGUCGAUGCAUACAUGAUUCAUGAGCAGAAUCAUAAUGAUUUACAAGAUCCAUUGGAUAGCAACGACGUGCAGCCAAUUCAGCAAAAUGACGAGGUGCCAAAGGAAGAAAUGGCUAGCGUCGCCGAAAAAACGACCCCUGACAUUGAAUUUGAGCAAAAACAAUUGGAAAAGGAACGUGAUAAGAAGCGACGUCAGAAGCGACAAAAAUUCGCUGGCUACAUUCGAAGUAGAAAGCUGAAACGCCGGCUAAAGGCUCAAGUUGAACAGCAAGUUUUGAAUCCGGUCAUCGUACAGCCGACUGACAAAAACACCAUUCCAAAGGCUGAAAUGCCGUAUAAAAAGUACAGAAAUGACAUUUUGGAAAUUAUUUCGCAGAAUGAAAUACUUGUAAGUCGAACACGAGUCAAUCGUCGUACAGCGCAGCCAUUCAAUUACAAUGUUAUAUCGUCCAAACCGCAAGUUUGUCCCAAGAAAAAAGUCACAAUGAAAAAAGAGCCAGCUGCAAGCCAUGACCAUGAUGUUUUGGGGCCUUUGACAGAAAAAACCAAAUCGCCACAGAUGAGCCUGGAUACAUCGCCCAGUAUACAGCCACGACAAAGACGUCGCAUCAAUUAUUCCGAAGAAUUGGUUGACGAAGCAUUUAUGUACGAACAAAUUUUACAUGACAAACAGAAGUCACAAGAAAAACGCAAGAAAUGUAUCCCAAAAGUGGCUGAGCUCACUCAAAACAUCAAUGAUUCCAUGGGCUCGGUUGCGCUAUCAGUGUCAUCGCCGGCCAAUUUGGACUCACGCCUUCGCCUACUCGAACAAAGAAACGAAAUCAGUAUUAUGCCCCUUAAAUCGCGAAUGAUGACCAAAGACCCUGCGAGCAAAUUCGAUUCCAAAAUGCCAAUCCCGUUGAAGAUUGAGCCACUAUUCAACAUUACGUCAUCGGUUUCGGUGUUCAAACCGCGAAAAAGCGAUCAAGCGCCAUCAAGUCUACAAAUAUCAAAUAUUACCAGUUUGCACACCUAUCGAGCGGGACCAUCAAGCAAACGACAGAAAUUCUCCUGUACUUACUGCACAAAAACAUUCGCCGACGAAAAGCAAUUGGCUGAGCAUAAUAUGGAUCAUUUGCACGUAUCAUUGAAUAAAAUCGACGCUGUGCAAGUAUUGAAACCAAAAUUGCGACGCGGUCGUAUGUUGAAUCUGGAUGAUAAUCAAUAUAUUCGGUGCGUGAACUGUUGGAAAUUGCAUACGAACAACAAAAGCAUCCUUGAUCAUUGGAACAAUGGCGCCUGUUUGUUCUAUUGUAUGAUCUGUGAAAAAUCGUUCCAUGAUAACAUCAAAGAUUUGAAGUCGCAUUUCGAGAGUGAGCACGGUGUCAAGUAUCGAACAAUGUUAUUACUGAAACGGGACCCAUUGAAAAAUGAAGAGCCGGUUAAAAAGCCUGAUUCACCGAAACAACCAUCGAUGCAAGUAAACAGUUUGAUGCCUGAUCUACUCAGAAAACCUGGACCAGCUAACCGAAAACCAGUACACAAAAAACCGGCUGCAGGUCAGGAACCAAAUCACCUUCUAUCGGGCGAAAUGCGAUGUGAACUAUGCAAUCGUACAUUUAUUCAUCGUAAAGCAUACCGGGCACAUUAUACCCUCUCGCACAAGAAAAAACAAAAUUUCGAUGUAUCAGCGAACGAUGGAGCAAAACAGGAUGUGGAUAAAAAAGCCAUUAAUCCAAUGGCCGUUGCCAGUGGAGCUACCAAAUCGAGCAAAAAUCAAAAGAAGAAUUUCGGUAAAAACUGGAAGAAACGGACGAAUGAAGCCGUUAUGAAAACGGUGAUACGGAAAGCGCCAAAGAGACAUAUUCCGGUGACAGUUUCGUCAAACAAACAACAGCCGGUGGCGACAAGAAAAUUGGUCGAGCCAAUGACAAUCGGCGAAACACUCGUGCAAUGCACCACCAUAUCGACACCGCUCAAAGCACAAAAUAGACAAGACUUGCAAGUGAGUCAAGAUCAAACAGUCUCAAGUACGUUCCUCCCAACAUCAGCCGUAUACAACGAUACGGAUAUUCAGAUCAAGCCAGAACCUGAAGCUGAGCCCAUGGAAAAUUAUCCCAUCAAUUAUCCCGAAGUGCCCGUUCAGUCUUGCAAUGGCUGGGUUCAACCGCAGCAGCAAGAGCAGCAGCAGGAGCAGCAGCACGAGCAGCAGCAAGAGCAGCAGCCGCCGCUGCAACCACCACCACUUGCAUCCCUGUCAUCGCUUCCACCACAGCCACAAUACGAUGCAUGGAAUCAAAAUGUGGCUGUCGAUCCGUACUUGGAUACAUCGCCACGAUUAAAAGUCAAAGACCUAACUGAUUUGCAAGUACCAAACCAACGACAUCCAAUUGAAUCUCAAGGCUAUCAACAAAAUGUCGUGUACAAAGAGCAACCGUUGAUAAUGCCGAACCAAAAUAUGACCGGACUGCAGAUUCAGAAUGUUCAAAGUUACCAACCGCAUCCCGUGCAGCCAAAUCCCAUACAAACGUACGUCGACUAUUCAUGCAUGAACAGCAUGGGCACCAGCAUGAGCACCAGCAUGACUAUGCCCGAACAAGGAAUGUGCACAUCGAAUCUCUACGAGAUGCACAUUUCACAGGCACAACAAGUGCAAAAUACACAAUUCAUCAAUCCAGUAUUUUUACUUCCAACAAAUUCAACGCAUGCCGUUCAAGAUUACCAUUAUUGAACAAUUGACGAUGACAUCCGUGUAUGCAUGAUGAAUCUGAGUCAUUUACAAAACGAGUGAUAACAAACACUAUCGGUUGCUAAAGAAAAGAAAAGAAAAGAAAAGAAAAGAAAAACAAACGAAUUUCCAAGCAUUUAACCACACGAAAAUAAUCCAACAAAAAACACAACUACAUAAAUGAAUUGGAUGUUUUUUCAAUUUUUUUUUGUCUCUUUAUUAUUUUUGUUUUUAAGUUUGACAGCGUUAUCUUACAUUUUGUUAGAGUUCUAAAAGAGAAUAAAGUAAAAAGAGAAAGUUUAUCUUCCA